Messenger RNA from Labrus mixtus (cuckoo wrasse), 2699 nucleotides. RefSeq names its product electron transfer flavoprotein beta subunit lysine methyltransferase-like. The transcript has 2 exons. Gene Ontology annotation, biological process: peptidyl-lysine trimethylation. NCBI's taxonomy places the organism in Eukaryota, Metazoa, Chordata, Actinopteri, Labriformes, Labridae. Bases 628 to 957 code for a protein of 109 amino acids. Gene Ontology annotation, cellular component: mitochondrial matrix. The record is from RefSeq and is a predicted model, not a curated record. Gene Ontology annotation, molecular function: protein-lysine N-methyltransferase activity.
GUAGGAGACGUCUUAAUAACGAUAUAAAAGCAAAAGUGCUGAGUCAAUUCUUCAUCUGGUUCCCUCGUCUUCUCUAUUGUUCUCACUAAACUCUCUGAGCUCCAGUGUUUGACUUCAGGACUUCAGCGGCUGCUCAGUGCAGAUCUUUAGUGUUGUCAGGAGGUCCAGGACCUUAGCCACCUUUUAGUGAAGGACUUCUAACACAUCAGACGCCUGAGACAAAGGCUCACUGUCAUUUAAAGAUUAGUUUGAGCAGUCGCUUCAAUACGUUGAAAUUAUGCAACAAAGACAUUAAGAUAAAGGGGUGGCGAUGGCCUAGUGGUUAGCUCGAGGGCCACAAUGUGCAGAGACCGUAGGUUUGAUUCCGACCUGUGGGCCCUGUCCUGCAUGUGGGACGGAGCAGGAAGUGACUCUGGCGUCUCGUUGGUUUCACAAACCUAAACAGCUGUUUUGUUUGUUUCUGUCUCUGUGUUCAGGUUUCUCCUGGACCACCCCGCAGUGUGUCGGGGUCAGACCGUUCUGGAUCUGGGCAGCGGCUGCGGAGCCUCCGCCAUCGCCGCCAUUCUGUGCGGUGCCGCUCAUGUAGUGGCUAACGACAUCGACCCUGUGGCAGCCGUGGCGACGCACAUGAACAGUGAGCUGAACGGCCUGCAGCCUCCUGUGUGUCUCACCCACAACAUCAUCGGUUCACCGCCCGCCGCCUUCGACCUGAUCCUGCUGGGCGACAUGUUCUACGACCAGUCCCUCGCCACCAGCCUGCACAGCUGGUUGAACCGCUGCAUGGAGACCCACGGCACCAAAGUCCUGAUCGGAGAUCCAGGAAGAGCUCAGUUUGAGGAGCAUGCCAUCCGACGCCUCCUGAGGCCGCUGGCUCAGUUUGAGCUGCCCGACAGUGUGAGAGAGGAGAACUACGGCCUGAGCUGCAGCGGCGUCUGGAGCUACACACCUGAACUCUGAACACCUGAGAGAAUUAUUCUUCAAGAAAACAUGGACUGUGUGAGGUUGAGAGGACUCUGUUUUAUUUUAAAGUCACACAAACAAGGAAGGUUGGUACAUUUCCCAAUCUGAAUGAUCACUUCUUUUAGAUAUUUUAAUGAUCAGCUGUAUCAAAACAACUCCCUCUCUUCUGUCUGUGUUCAGGAGAGGAAGCAUGGCGCCGUGCUGCUGCUGCUCCGGUAGCCUGGUUAGCAGGGCGGGGCGAUAUGACCUCAAAUCAAUAUCACGCUUAAAGGCAGGGUUGGUCAUUUUCUAAAACUAGCCUGAUGUUGAAAGUAGCAUUCCCUCAGUGCUGCGUCUGCAGUCAGGAGCAGUCCUCCUCAAAUGAUUUCCAUGUUUUCAGGAGUGCAGAUGUAAAAACGGCUGUGAUGUCUGGUUUCAGUUUAACAACUACACACACUCACAAUGUGUGUUUCAUAUUUCAUUUUUAAUUUAUCCUUUAUUAAUCACUCUGUUUAAUAAACAUGAACACACACAUGAACAAACAGGAUCCUGUGGACAUGCAUUAAUGGAGAGGUCUCAGAGUGAGGGGGCGGCCCACAGCGAGCGCUCCAGAGCAGUUUUGGGGUUCAGUGCCUUGCUCAAGGGCAGUGCUCAGGAAGUGGACUGGCACCUCUCCAGCUACCAGGCCAGGGACUUGAACUGCCGACCGUCUACCGCAACUGCCGCCCGCAUUUCAAUCAAAGACAAACACAGUUGUAUGUGAGAUGGAUAUACUUGUAUCUUCAAACACACACACACUCUUUCUUCACACACAGGAGGCAGAGAGCACCUCCGUACCAGCAGUGGAUUAUCUCAGGAAUGUUUUUUAUUCAUUCAUUCAUUUAAUGAGGUGCAAUAGCGUGACAAACUGGUGACAUAUACAUGACAAAUAAGGCAGAGAAAAAACAAACAGACAAGGUCAGGACAGCAACGACAAAAUACAAUAAGAAAAGAAAGACGGCAAAAAUACUGAGACAUCAACAGACAGACUACAACUGAUCUUUCUUUCUUCCAGCCCGCCCCUCGGUGACCUCUACCCUACAGUAGUUUAUAUCUGAAUGCCUUACAGACCAGUUUCUCUCUCUUCAGAGAUCAAUCCUGAACAGGAGUGUGACCCGGCCGGGGCUACGUGUGAAUCUGACUCCAGCAGAGUCAUCAGGCUGCUCACUUUGAAGCAGCUGGAUAAGAGCUCGGCUGCUGUUUGGAUCAAGCUUUGAAUGUUUGUCCAGCAGGUGGCGCUGUUGCUUUAAAAUGAGCUGAGAAUCAAACAGACCAUCAAUUCAAAUCCAAUCAAACCUCCUCUGCCAUCAGUUUUAUUUUUCAGACAAGUGAGCAGACUGAAAACAGGAACUGUAAUGUAUUAUUACUACUCAACGUUUUCACAUGUAGGUGGCUCUGACUGCUGCGUUCAGGGACAUAAUAAUAAUCACUGAGGACGUUCAUGUCCUGCUCUGAAUCGUCUUCAAGAAAUAUUAAAAUGUUUAAUAUUAUUUAUAGAUUAUAUUCAAGCAUACUGAGACCUGUCUUCUGUUGUAAGGAUAUUAUUUAGUCUAUAAUGUGUCAAAAUAUAAGUAAAUAUAACAGAUUGAUCAACUAAACAGGAUAUUUCUCAGUUUUAACGUUGAGCCCCCGAGAGGUUUACUGCACAUUUAAGUCUUGCUGUUGGGAAAUAAAACUUACAGAUAAGAUCAAUAAAAAACAAAUUGGAUAAUUUGAAACAA